Molecule: messenger RNA, 2213 nt
Organism: Humulus lupulus (European hop)
Lineage: Eukaryota; Viridiplantae; Streptophyta; Magnoliopsida; Rosales; Cannabaceae
Product: polygalacturonase QRT3
Exons: 3
Coding region: 317-1837 (506 amino acids)
Molecular function (GO): polygalacturonase activity
Source: RefSeq, a predicted model, not a curated record
GAGAAAAAGGAACAAAAUCCUUAAUAUUAUAUACAUGUACAUAUAGAAAACCAAUAAGUGUGUACAUAUACGGAAUGGUCAUGUUUAAUGUAUGAUUCCAAUAAGAAAACAUUUUCUUAGGAAAUCUUAGUUACGCCCUUCUCUUUUCAUGUUCCUAUCGAUGCGCCAGGUAAUACUGUAUAAAAGUAUAUAAAUACUGUCAAAUGAAAAAGAAAAAAAAAAUAGACAAACACCAGCCCAAACUAAAAACCCAACAACUACAGUGAGAGAGAGACAGAAAAUAUCUCUUCCUUCCUAGUUCUCUAGCUUGAGAGAAAUGGGAAAGACGAAAAUGAAGAAAAAAGGUUUGAUGAUAUGGUGUAUGGCAAUGGGGUUAUUAGCAAGCUUCGUCACAGCCCAUGUCCAUGGAGAGAAGCAGUCUCCCAUGGCCGCCGCUGCCCAUUUUCGUAAAAUCAAAGUUUUCGAAGCCUCGCUUGUUCAACGUGACUCCGUCGUCCCUGUUUCAUCAUCUUCAUUAGUUUCUCCCUCUCCUUCACAGGAGGCGAGUCAUCCAAGAGUGUAUCAUGUGACAUCGUACGGCGCUGAUCCGACGGGGAAAACGGACAGCACAGACGCACUUCUUGAAGCAAUGUCGGCUGCGUUUCAAGGACAAACCCAAGGGUUCUUGAUGGAAGGAAUAGCCAAUCUUGGUGGCCCAAGAAUUGAUCUUCAAGGUGGUCACUACCUCAUCAGCCGCCCUCUUCGUUUUCCGGCUGCUGGCGCUGGAAAUCUCAUGAUUCAUGGAGGAACCUUGAAAGCAUCUGAUGAUUUCCCACCAGAUGGCUAUUUGAUUGAUUUGUCCUCAUCAUCUUCAUCAUCCGAAGCUCAACAGAGCAACGAGACCUCAGUAAAUGCUGAGCUUGCUUCUUCUACUUCCUACAACUACGAGUACAUCACCAUAAAGGAUAUAUUGUUAGACUCAAACUACAGAGGAGGAGCCAUCUCAGUCAUAAACUCACUAAGAACGAGCAUAGACAACUGUUACAUUACACAUUUCACAACUAAUGGAAUCCAAGUCAGACAAGGCCAUGAAACUUACAUCCGAAACUCGUUCCUCGGCCAGCACAUCACCGCGGGUGGCGAUCCAGGCGAGCGGAACUUCUCUGGCACAGCGAUCACCCUAGACGGAAACGACAAUGCUGUCACCGAUGUGGUCAUAUUUUCUGCAGCCACAGGAGUAAUGAUCUCUGGCCAGGCUAAUGUACUCUCUGGAGUCCAUUUGUAUAACAAGGCCACUGGCUUUGGUGGCACUGGGAUUUACCUGAAACUGCCUGGCUUAGCCCAAACCAGGAUUGUGAAUUGUUACUUGGAUUACACUGGAAUCGUUGCUGAAGAUCCAGUUCAGCUUUUGGUCUCCAACAGUUUCUUCCUUGGGGAUGCUUAUAUUGUCCUGAAAUCAGUCAAUGGGGUUGCAAAUGGGGUCAACAUUGUGGACAAUAUGUUUAGUGGGUCUGGACAUGGAGUUGAGAUUGUUCAGUUGGACCAAUCAAAAGGGAAUUUUAAGGACAUUGAUCAAGUUUUUGUGGACAGGAACAAUGUGAAGGGAAUGAAGCUCAAGGCCACAGUUGCCAAGGGAACUGCUCAAGGGAAUGGAACAUCAUGGACUGUAGACUUCAAUGGAGUUCUUCUUUUUCCUAAUCAGAUUAGGCAUGUUCAAUACACUCUAAGCACAUCAAGUGGUGGAUUCCCUAACCAUGUCCUUCGUAAUUCGUCGGACAAUCGCGUUGUUAUUGAGUCGAAUGUGGCCAUUCCGGCCAGUGUUUUCAUCACGGUUAAUCAAGUUCUAGUUCAAAGCUGAUUAAUAAGCUACUAAUUUCCUAACUGUCAAUUUGAAUCAGCUAGUUUAAUCUGCCUAUUAGUACUAGCUAAGUUAAGAUAAAAAUUCUCAAUUUUAUGUACUACAAAGGAAAAUACUCAAUAAAGUGAAAAAUACACUGAAGAUGUUAUGAAGAAACUUUCUCUGGUUUCUCACAAUACAGAAGUCCACACUUUUGCUCGGUAUAUUCAAUAAUGGCAAUUGACAUUUCUGGAAGAUUUUCACAUUUAUAUUACGACAAUUCAAACAAUUUGGUCUCCAUUAGUUUUAGAAGUGCUUCUUGAGGCCUUUUGUGUGGAUAUGUCGAUAUUAUGGAGAAAAUCCUUCAACACAACAAUUAUAUUUAUAUAAUACAGUA